Messenger RNA from Cynoglossus semilaevis (tongue sole), 2929 nucleotides. RefSeq lists its product as uncharacterized. The coding region runs from base 681 to 1463 and encodes 260 amino acids. The transcript has 2 exons. NCBI's taxonomy places the organism in Eukaryota, Metazoa, Chordata, Actinopteri, Pleuronectiformes, Cynoglossidae. The record is from RefSeq and is a predicted model, not a curated record.
GUUUCCGACCUGUUGAGUGAUUAUGUUCGACCCCGCCCCCCUGUCUACAGUAAAUGAUAAGUCAGUCGUCAACAAGAUUUAUUACAGUAAUCAUCUACCACCGCUGUAGACACACCAGCAAACAAGAACUGUCGAUUUGUGCGUCAGCUGAACAGAGACAUAAAUCAUGCAUUUAAAUCAACACAAGGUGUAGUUUUUCUUUAAUUUAAUACUUCCUGCUGGUGCUACGGUAGACGCCGCCGUGUCGCUACAUGAGCGAUCGGUGACUCAAUGUUAGUCAGCGUAACAAACAACUCGGCUCAUUGCGUGUCCUGAACUGGCGAGCUCACGGUUGUGGGUUUAAGUGCUUGUGAGCCGUGUUGGCAGCGUGGCAUUAACUCCUCCGCUCACAGCUCCUUUUUUGGAGCUUUUGUUCCCAAGGAAAAAAAAAACACUUGUGUUUAAACAGAUGUCAGAGAAAGGCCUCGGGCACCGAUUCUGUCUGACUCAGAGGCAGUGUGUAUCAUCUCCAAGGAAGGCAUGAUGACAUUGGAAGACUGAGCCAGUCGAGACAAAGCAAACUCUAACAGGGACGAGGGAGUGAGGAAAAGUCCUCACCCACUUUCAACUUCAGUCCCAGGGCAGCCGCGUCGGAAGAGACGCUUAGAUAAUGGAGUAAAACCCAAGGCCAUGACCCGACCAUGACUUUGACUCUCAGAUUAUGGCAGAAAAACAGAUCAUACCAACAGUCAUUCAGGGAGAUCAGCUCCUGGUUCUGGCGUGGCUCGGUCACGGUUGAAGCAAAGUCACUGUCCAGGGAAUGGCUGCGCAGAUUCAUACUGUUGAAGGUGACGAUGGUGCUGCUGUUCCCCAAUAGAUCAAGUCUCCCCCUUCUGGUAGGCUGUGGGUUCAGCCUGAGGGCCCUGUUGUUGCUGCGCUCUCCUCACAUCUCCACCAAGCCGUCCACUGUGUUCCUGGUGCAGUUGGCAUCGUCUGACUGUCUGAUCUUACUACAGUGGACGCUGUGGCUCAGUGUCAAACUGUCCUGGUGGACAGAGAAGCCGGGCCGUGGAGAAACCGUGAGCGACCUCUGCCUGCAGCUGUUGGACGCUCACCACCUGGCCUCUCUGCUCCUGCUGGGCCUGCUGGGCCUGGAGGCCACGCUGGUGUCACGGUGGCCUCAGCAGACCGUGCGCUUCAGGACCUCUCACUGGGCCCACCUCAGCUGCGCCCUGGUCUGGAUGUUUGUGCUGCUGGAGUUCACGUUGUCACUGCAUCUGCAGACUCUACGGAAGACAAAUCCUGACAACUACUGGUCACAACUCCAGGACUCCAAACUGUCCUUUGUGGGACUGGUGCCCCCUUCGUUCUUGUUGUCCACCUUCUCCCCAUGUCUGAGGAAGCUUUUGUGGUUGAUGAACCUCUGGUUGCAUUAUGCACUGUUUUUCAGUAAACCACCACGUAGAAGGAGUUCCUUUCAUUAAAGCCUUUUAAACUGGUUUUCAUUCGCUCUUUAUUUAUUAUUUAUAAUAAACAAAUGUUCAACAGAAAUCGAGUUAUUUGGCCGCAAGUGCCUGUGCUUUUUCUGUGGAAACUAAGAUAAACUGUUGCCUACUGAGUUAACCAUGUUAAGUAAUUUAUGUAAUUAAUUAGAUUAGUACUUUUUAUACUAUUUUGUCACAAAUAAAAAAGUGUGAAACACAUACAUCUACCUGCUGUUGUUUUCUGUUCCAGCAAUAUACAAAAAAAAUUUUUUUUUUUGGAAUGUUGAUUUCAGACAAUGAAUUGUGAUUAAUCCAUAGCUACUGUGGGAUUAUUAAAAUUAUACAUUUGACCUUAAUGUAAAUGUCAUGUUCAGUAGAUGCGUGAAACAGAUUAUUUAAAAUUGACAUUUACCAAAUUUGGCGGAUGCAGAAUAAGCAGAAACUAAGACCCAAAUUACGUGUCUGCAGGUUUCACACAGGCCUCCUACACAUACGUGUAUGUGGGUUACAGGAAGCUACCACACUACCACACGUGGACCAUUAGGUCACAUGGGCUCCUCAUGUUUAUUUCAGACCAUGUUUUACAGAAAUCUCUUGUGCAGAUACCAUCUUUGGUAACUACCAUGACGCAGAGUACUGUUAAUACUGAGAAAUAUUUACGUAUUGAGGGGGGGGGAAAAAACGUUACUACAGUCACUGACAAAAAUGAAUAAAAAAGACAAAACAAAAAUGUGUGGGAUUAUGGUCACUGUUGUACCGAAAUGUCUGUUUUCAUUUUCCACCACCAAGCCAUUUUUAGGGUCUGGGUGGAGGGUGGGUCUGUGGUGGAGUGCAGGGUGGCAAACGCCACACAAUAAUUGGGUUGCAUCUCUUUUUAACUGACUACAUCCACGACAUCGAAUACAAAAAAAUCGAGCAGAGGGAAAUUAUGAGAGACGCACGCAGCUAACAGUUAACAUCCUGUUGAAAAACAAAAAACCUCAGACACGGCAGAGCAACAAUAUCAUCACACACACCCACACACACACACCGUUUGUUUUGACAGUGUCUGUCCCUCGGUGUCAGAGACAGUUCUGUUUACGAAGACAGUUCUGUUUACGAAGACAGUUCUGUUUACGAAGACAUUUCUUUUGCUUUUGUCUGCACUUCCAUCUCAAUGUUUAAAUUUCUUUUACCUUUGAGUCAUUUUUACCAUUCUAUAUUUUAUUGUUGGUAUUUUUUCCUUGGACCACAAAAAAUUAUGUUCUGAACUGCGCUCUAUUUUAUUCUGUUUUAUUCUAUUCUAUUUGUUGCUCACAGUUGAAUUAAUAUUGCACCGAAAAGUGAAAAGUUCUGGUAGGAAACAGCCCCACCCAGUGUCCACACCACGUAUUGAAAACAGACAUGGUCACCACAAUCAGAACUAAAUAUAAUGUAUAGUUAAAAUAGUUGCCAUGAAAAUGCGUUUUAAAAGCUGGGCAUUUAAA